UUCAGAGUAGCCAAUCCUGGGGCAACUUCUGCGGGCCAUGCUGCGUCUCUGUUGGUUGAUGUUGCCCGCCAUCGCGGCAAAGCUGUGUAGCAACUCUUCCAUUCCCUGCGUUCAGCUGCCUCAUGGGGUUCAGAUGCCCAUGGUGGCCUUGGGUUCGUGGCGUGGGAGCUACAAGGACUGCGCCGACAACAACUAUUCCUGCGCGCAAGAGCAUGCGCGUCAGGCAGUGCAAUCCUGGCUCCAGAGCGUUGGUGGAACUCAUGUGGAUACGGCGAAUGACUAUCGCACACAGGUGCAGGUGGGUGAGGCCUUAAAGGCCUCCGGCCUUGCGCGAGAGGAGGCCUUUGUGACCACCAAAUGUCCCGGGGCCAUCGGUUUCAACGCGACCCUGCAGUGCAUUGAGGAUAACAUCCAGAUGCUUGGCUUCUACAGUGAGGAGAAACCCUACAUCGACUUGGUCUUGGUCCAUUUCCCCUUCGCCAUCAAGCCGGAGUGCAACGGCGUGACGGGGGGAUCUGAGUGCGAGGCUCCCUACUACGACCCGGGCAGCGAAGUUCACCGAGAGACCUGGGCCGCCAUGGAAUUCGCCCUGCGCAUGGGACGGGUGCGUGCGGUGGGGUUGAUGGAGAUCAGCGAUUUCGCAGAGAAGCCCGCAGUGAAUCAGGUGGAAUGGCAUCCUUAUCAUCACGACGAUCAGCUGAAAGCCUUCUGUGAUGCUCACGGCAUCGCAGUCGAAGCCUGGUCGCCACUGUCCGGACAGAAUGCCAGUGCUUUGUCGGACCCCACGGUGAAGGAGGUGGCCGCCAAGUACAACGUCUCCACCGCACAGGUGGUCCUGAGAUGGUCGCUGCAGCAGAACGUCAGCGUGGUGGUGGGCACUGAAAAGGUGGACCACAUGAAGACGGACUUGGAGCUCUUCUCCUUUCAGCUCACUGCCUCCGAGAUGCAAAGUAUCUCUAAGCUGCGAAGCCUGAGCGGCCAAAUCUUCGUGUGACGGGUGAUCCUCCGCUGGACAUCUUCUCAGGCUAGGCUUUAUGGUGAAGAAAGGCGGAGAAGCCACGCGCAGUUUGAGGAUCUUGUUGGUAAAUCCAGGUAAUAUACCCUCUGG
Cladocopium goreaui is the source of this 1108-nucleotide messenger RNA. NCBI's taxonomy places the organism in Eukaryota, Dinophyceae, Suessiales, Symbiodiniaceae. The record is from the annotation of a GenBank genome assembly.